AUGUCUGCAGUUUUCGAAAAUGCCACAUUGGCAUCGAGUUUGGCCCAUAGCGGGUCGUAUCUCACCACUUUGCACAACGUUCAGUCAAGCCAACCGGAGCUGGGACUAAUAGCACAGGUUUGGGCGUCCUGGUACGUUUACAUGAACAACGACAUCUUGGCCACGGGUCUCAUGUUUUUCGUGCUGCACGAAUUCAUGUAUUUCUUCAGAUGUCUACCCUGGGCCAUCAUCGAUCAAAUCCCAUUUUUCCGUCGCUACAAAAUCCAGCCUACCAAAAUUCCAAGCGCCAAGGAGCAAUGGCACUGCUUGAAAUCCGUUCUACUGUCCCAUUUUCUCGUUGAGGCUAUCCCCAUCUGGACUUUCCAUCCAAUGUGCCAGAAGUUGGGCAUUUCUGUGUCCGUACCUUUCCCCUCUCUUAAAACCAUGGCUUUCCAAAUCGGUCUCUUUUUCAUCCUAGAAGACACUUGGCAUUACUGGGCCCACCGUUUGUUCCAUUACGGUGUUUUCUACAAGUACAUCCACAAGCAGCACCAUCGUUACGCAGCGCCCUUUGGACUCACUGCUGAAUAUGCCCACCCAGUAGAAACCCUAUCGCUUGGAUUUGGUACCGUUGGUAUGCCCAUCCUGUAUGUGAUGUACACCGGUAACCUACAUUUGUUCACUCUUUGCGUGUGGAUUACCCUAAGACUUUUCCAGGCUGUUGAUUCUCACUCUGGUUAUGACUUCCCAUGGUCCCUCAACAAGUUCCUACCGCUAUGGGCAGGUGCAGCUCAUCAUGACCUACACCACCAUUACUUCAUUGGCAACUACGCCUCUUCUUUCACCUGGUGGGACUUCAGUUUGGACACUGAGGCCGGUCCUGAAGCUAAAGCGGAGAGAGAAGAAAGAAUGAAGAAAAGAGCUGAGCUUAGAGCCAAAAAGGCUGCCUAA
This is a messenger RNA of Lachancea lanzarotensis, 930 nucleotides long. RefSeq names its product LALA0S01e11408g1_1 (gene ERG25). The transcript has a single exon. NCBI's taxonomy places the organism in Eukaryota, Fungi, Ascomycota, Saccharomycetes, Saccharomycetales, Saccharomycetaceae. Gene Ontology annotation, molecular function: C-4 methylsterol oxidase activity; iron ion binding. The record is from RefSeq and is a predicted model, not a curated record. Bases 1 to 930 code for a protein of 309 amino acids. Gene Ontology annotation, biological process: ergosterol biosynthetic process.